AUGUCCACACCGAAGCCUUUACUAAACGCGGAGAAUCUGGCUUUGACCAACAAAAAAAUAGGUGAGCUGAAGAAAAAGGUAAUGUUGGCCGAGGGCCAGAAAAAGGCUUACACGGAGGAGUGGACCGAUAAGAAGAAGGUGCAGAACGACCGCAUGACCGAGCUGAGGAAGGAGGUUCGGGAUUUGACGAACAAACUGUCCUACCUACACAAUCCGACCAGCACCAAGGCGCAGAAGAACGUGCAAGAAAUCAAAAGGCGCAUACCCUUUCCGCCGGGCGCGAAAUCAGUUGCCGAAGCACUUCGGAUUGUCGAUCUGAAGAUAAUUGACUUGAACAAGCAAACGGAUAUAGCCGAGGAUCGUCUCCGAAAGCAAGAGAUCCAAUUUAAACAGCUCCUCGAGCACCACCAUGCUCUGGUGGGGUACCGGGACGCGAAGAGCGAUGGCACCAACCCACCGGAAACGCUAGAGGAGGACGCGAACCGGAAGCUGAUAACCCGGCUCGAGAACGAGAUCCACCGCACGACGGUCCAGUGGAUGGAGGCCGAGCACAUCCGUAAGAAGUAUCGGGGCAUUAAAUCGUCACUGAUGCACGACGCAGAGAAGUUCGAGAGUUCGUUGCUGGAGCUAGAGAAUGCCAUUACGGAGCAGCAGGCCGAGAUCAACAAGCUGGAGGAGGUUCACAAGGAGGCGAUUCAGAUGCGAGACAGUACGAAGACGAUUCUGCAACGCCAGGAACAAUCUACCCACUACUCCAACAAGGCUCGAGAAAAGCAAGCUCAGGACUUUCGGCGGCAGGUGGAGGAACGAAAACUAGAGCUGGAGCGUUUGGAGCGAAAGAUCUUCUCGUCGGGCAAGACGCUGAUCCACCAGGAAAGCAUCAUGUCCGGCUCGGGGGAACAUGCGCGGGGCGAGGGCGGUGACGACGGGAGCUGCCUGCAUGACAAGGACGGUGCCUCCGAGAUGGAGCAGAAGUUCAAGAAGCUCAUGCAAGCGACGGGCGUCACAGCAGCGGGCGAGGUAGUGGAACGCUUUCUGGCGCAGAGAGAAGCCUCCGCCAGGCUAACAUACCUGCGCACCGUCACCGAAAACGAGAAGAAGCAGCUGGAAGCUCAGCGAGAACUAAUGAAGGCUCAAUUGGAUGCGUUCAAGUUUGCCGAUGUCAAGGAUAGCGAUGUCAACCAGGAAGAGCUGGAGAAAAUCAAAAACUCCAUCGAAGAGCAGAAGCAGCGCCGCGAAGAGUGCGACAAGGCGAUCGAUUACACCACGAACGUUUUCGACACGAUCAAGGAUGCGCUGAUAGAACUACUGCUGAAGCUACGCGAGGUAGAGGAAAGCUUGGAUGCGGGAUCGCCGUUCGGUCAGCGGACAGCACUCAAAUCGAGCGAGCUGAAAGAAAUUACGUCUGGCAAAAUGUCGGUCGAGGAGUUGGGUGGACUGCUCGAAGAGCGUAUUAAACUUGGACUCAUCGCCAGCGGGCAGCUGGCGGCAGACGUCGACAGCAGUCUAUCCGAGGAUGGCGACGAAGAGCCAGUUGGCCAGUCCUCUGCAGUCGCACCGCUUACCGUCUUGCAACAGGGGACUCCGACCGGUGGUCUCGCCGUGUUGCCGGCAGUGAGCAGUGCCGCUGGUGGCAGCGGAAGUAUUCUGUCCACAGCCUCACCGGCCGAAGAUCGCGAAAAACCUCCUGCCUAUCCACCGGUGUAUAUGAACCUUAUGGCCGGCCGUUCCACCGCUCAAAUUUCUUCCGCGUCUCCGGGCCAGGGCACUACGGUCGUGCUGUCGGACGAUGAAGGCGACGUGCCGUCACGCAACUACCUAAAGCGCCAGGCUAACAUGAUUAUCGAAGCAAAAUCACGUCGCAAAGGCUUCCGUGUACCCGUUCCUAAGCGACGAUAG
Messenger RNA from Anopheles bellator, 1899 nucleotides. It is a transcript of the gene CCDC151, whose product is annotated as outer dynein arm-docking complex subunit 3. The record is from RefSeq and is a predicted model, not a curated record. Gene Ontology annotation, cellular component: cilium. The transcript has 2 exons. Lineage: Eukaryota; Metazoa; Arthropoda; Insecta; Diptera; Culicidae. The coding region runs from base 1 to 1899 and encodes 632 amino acids. Gene Ontology annotation, biological process: cilium movement; outer dynein arm assembly.